AUGUCGGUGGCAAAACUAUACGAGGAAAAAGGAAAGAAAAGAAUGAAGAGAGAAAUGGAUCUCCAUGAAGGAAAAAAGAAAAUUAUGGCCAAUGGGGAACCAAAGUCACAUUCAAGCAACUUACAGUUGGCUCUUACAAUACUUGGCACAGUCACCGGUAUGAUCAUCUUGAUAAUUGGAAUCACCAUGGCAUCAAAAUACGCUCCGAAGCCGCACCAGCAGCCGUUGAUACUCAAAAUCCAUUCUAUCUCGAUGUCCGGCCUUAACGUAUCAUGCUUCUUGACUCGUACAAGAUGGGACUUAUCAGUGUUAUUCGCGAACCGCAACAGCGUAUUAGAGAUGUCCAUACACAGCUUCGAGAGUUCACUGUAUUACAAUCGCAGUUACCCUAUUUCGUGUGCUGUAGUGGAGGCAAUUCACUUGGGACCAAAGAAGCAGAGGCUGGUGGAAAUGCAGUUCAACAAUGCUCAGUGUGGGGAAGAACAACCAUACGUUGAUGAUUGGGUGUUGGAGGGUAUGAAGGAAGAUGAAGAGAAGGGGAUAAUGAGCUUUGUUGUGGGGAUGGAAUUGAGGGUUUCGUAUAGAACAGGUAUAUUGGGAUGGGAUUAUGAUUUAAAGACUGAUUGUCCCAAGCUUGAUAUUGACAUUGUUCCUGGUACUGGCAAUGGUGGAGUCACCUUUCGUCAGCCUAAGAUAUGCUUUGUCCAUUUAAGAAAUUGA
Molecule: messenger RNA, 720 nt
Organism: Hibiscus syriacus
Lineage: Eukaryota; Viridiplantae; Streptophyta; Magnoliopsida; Malvales; Malvaceae
Exons: 2
Coding region: 1-720 (239 amino acids)
Source: RefSeq, a predicted model, not a curated record